Soboliphyme baturini is the source of this 915-nucleotide messenger RNA. NCBI's taxonomy places the organism in Eukaryota, Metazoa, Nematoda, Enoplea, Dioctophymatida, Soboliphymatidae. The record is from the annotation of a GenBank genome assembly.
AUGGUCAAUGGGAUACUGUCGUUGGCUAUUAAUAUCUUGGUUAUUUUUACGCUGGCGAAAACAAGGCUGGUCGACAAGACUUUAAUCAUGAUCAUAGCUUUUGCGGUGCUGCUUAUUCUAAACAGUUUCGGCGCGAUAUCCAGCGGUAUUCGGCGUAUCUACUACAAGCUAGCCGGUGAGUCGUUGCUAACGCCAUUGCAAUGCAUGGUUGUUGGUGUGCACAUCUGGUUUUACAAUGUCAGCGAAACGUCCAUCUCGAUGCUGAUCGUGUUCAUCUCGGUCGACCGUCUCGUAGCCAUGAUAUCGAUAAGCUUCUACCAACGAAUAACCAUCAAAACCGUGUCAAUCAUCCUUGGCCUAUUUGUGGCAAUCGCCUGUGCUGACGGUGACUGCUUUUUUAACGACAUUUUGCCGCCCAUCUUCUACAGUGUGCACAAACUAUGGUUUUUGUCCAGCGGCUAUGUUAGCAUCUCGAUAUACGCGGUCGCCAUGAUGGUCAGGUACUGUAAGCACAGUAACUCGACCGCACUGCGCACGAUAGAAGAGAGGCGAGAACGGGUGGUCACCAAGAGGCUGUCGCUGAUCCUGCUGGCUACGUUUGCGUUUGUCAGCUUUCCGUUUUCCAUCAUCAACGUGGUGCCGAUCAGAUCCCGUUCUACGUUCCUGUUCGUCGAUGUUAUGUGGUCACUGACACCACUAACAAAAUCGUUCAUCGUUGUCGUCUAUACUUGCUUGUACCCCGCCUCCAAGCAAUACCUUCUUCGAACCGUGCACAUGUUCUUCGCCUGCAAAAUGAAAACGAGAGAAGACCCUGCUCGAAACCAGCCGCCGCAACUGAACAAAUUUUGCUGUUCGAAUAUGCGCGUCGAGAGCAUUGUACAAAACAAUGUCUUGUUAACUGUCACUGCAACUUGA